UGUUAUGUGAUAACUAAUGCGAUGCGAUGCGAUGCCCGAAGAUAAAGAGGCGGAACGGCACCCUUUUGCGGACCUCGCUUUUGCCUGCUGAGAGACACUCGAAUCGCACCCGCUUUCGAUAGAGGGAAGCGUGGGAGGUAGGAGGAGAGGAAGAUGGGCGGGAUCGUCGAGGGCGGCAGGCUUUGUUUUCUCUUCCUCGCGGUAGUCGCGGUCGACGCCGCUUUCGCCCAGUGCUUUAACAAAGAUACUCCCUUUGUGAGGAAUAUAAGUAAUAUGCCUCAAAGUAACUUUGGGAGAGGAGGUUUGUCACACAUCACCGUUGCAGGUGCUCUUGCACAUGGAAUGAAAGAGAUUGAAGUUUGGCUACAAACAGUGCCGGCAGGCACUAGCACGCCAAUUCAUCGCCACGCUUGUGAAGAAACCUUUGUGAUCCUAAAAGGGAAGGGUACUGUUUUACUGGGGUCAAGUUCACUCAAGUACCCAGGGACUCCUGCCAAGUUCCCAAUUUAUCCAAAUAGCACAUUUUCUAUCCCUGUGGAUGAUCCUCACCAGGUUUGGAAUACUGAUGAGAAUGAGGACUUGCAGUUUCUUGUUGCUAUAUCUCGUCCGCCAAUCAAAGUGUUUAUGUACGACGAUUGGGACAUGCCCCAUACAGCAGCCAAGUUGAAAUUCCCAUUCUUCUGGGAUGAAGAGUGCUUUCAUGCAAAGGAUGAGUUGUGAUGUCCUUAAUCUGCGACCGAGCAAUAUAUCGCAUUUGGCCUUCGCGUAGAGAAUUUUCUCAUGUGAACUAGAAUUUGUAAAACUUAACAUUAAUAAACAGUUGUCUAAAUGUGAUGGCUGAUCAAGUCUGAACUUUUACCCCUCUGCAUGUAAUAAACUUUGGUUCAUCUUUAUGGAUGGAAAUGAAGCCCAUUUAUUAACAAAGAGCCAAGGUUUUGUUGUUAA
Molecule: messenger RNA, 945 nt
Organism: Zingiber officinale
Lineage: Eukaryota; Viridiplantae; Streptophyta; Magnoliopsida; Zingiberales; Zingiberaceae
Product: auxin-binding protein 1-like
Exons: 5
Coding region: 154-720 (188 amino acids)
Molecular function (GO): auxin binding
Source: RefSeq, a predicted model, not a curated record